This is a messenger RNA of Closterium sp. Yama58-4, 378 nucleotides long. Lineage: Eukaryota; Viridiplantae; Streptophyta; Zygnematophyceae; Desmidiales; Closteriaceae. The record is from the annotation of a GenBank genome assembly.
AUGAAGCUGCUGAGACGUGGGGGUCUGGCGCUGACGCUGCUGCUGCUGCUGCGGCUGCUGCUGCUGCUGCUGCUGCUGCUGCUGCCCCUGGCCUCCACCCCCGCCACCACCACCGCUGCCACCGCCCCCCCCCACCACCGCCGCUGCCCCCCUCCACCGCUCUCGGUCCCACCACCGCCCCACCCACCUCCUCCACCCCCACGACCACCCCCACCACCUCCACCACCCCCGCCGCCUCCACCACCGCCCCCUCCACCGCCACCUCCACCACGUUUGCCACCCUUGCCGCCCUUGCCGCUGCGCCUCCCACUAGGAGCAGAAGCAGCUGCGACCUUCUCAGCACCGAGGAGGUCGACGGCAGCAGCAGCAGAGGCGUAG